AAUGAAUAUUUUUCCAGGACACAAAGUGGAUCAACGAUCGCCUGUUGAGUUAUUUCUAAGCUUUAUUGCGACUAAUCAACAAUUUCUGCAUAAUGACAGUACUUAGCAAGAAUUUUGUUGAUUGCUCCUGUUAUGAAUUGGGUCAUACAUGGACUCCCUCGUGUCGUCAAGCAUUUACUGAUGUGAUGAAAUCAUCCUUUAAGGAAUCGUUUAAAGUUUAUGCAACAUUAUACAUAGUUACGGCCAUAGUUCGGCGAAAGAAAUGGGGGUAUUGGAAAAAGAGAUUAACUCCCGAAAUAUUGCAAUCAACUCUCUUUUUAACUACAAACGCAAUGAUGUUUAUUGCUAGUUUUUGUGUUUGGAGAAAAGUUAUAGGAACCUAUUUUCCAUGGAAUGCAUUUGUAUGCACAGUUCCCGCUAGCCUUAUGGCUUUAAUGGUAGAAAAAUCUUACAGAAAAGAAUUAACUAGUGGUGGCGAUUUCAGAAAAAUUACUGGUCCGUUUGGUUUUUUAACGUCAUCAUUUUGGCCGGCAACAACCGCUUGUUUUAUAGCAAUACUUGUUGAAAGACCGGUUAGAAGAGGACCUUUGGCUGUAUAUCUAUGUAAUUUAGCUUCCGAGACCUUUUUUAGGAUGAUGGCUUCCAGAGGUAUUGUUAAACCAAUAAAACAUGGAGAAGAUGCUAUGCAAGGACCAUUAAAUUUCUUUUUGGGUAAGGGUGAGAGUCCACCCUCACUUGUCGAUCAGUCGUUUACCGAAACUAAAAAACCGGACAAAAAGAAAUUCUUCCUCUUGAAUCUUUUGCUCAAAAAACUAGAACCUUAUUUGAGGAUCAUUAAAAAUACUAGAAAACACCCACUUUGCAAUCACUCGAACGGUUGUGCUUAUCACAUUUUACAAGAGUCGGCCAAGACCUUUUGUGUUGGCUACGUCCUACAGACGGCUAUUAAGGUUAUUGGUAAUAUAAAAAAUUGGCGAAAGGCUCUCUUGCACAAGGAUAGCUUAAAUUUGGCAUUAUUUUUAAGUUUAUUCAGUGUUUCGUCCAGAGGUAUUUUGUGCGGUUUGAGAUGGAUUAGAAAUAAGGAUUCACCUAUUCACGGUCUAUUGGCUGGUGCUGUUGCUGGUCUAUCGAUGAGGUUUUAUCCUAGCGUAGCCAUUGGUCUAUAUAUUGCCAGUCAGUUUGUUGAUAUGUGGAUAAAUGCUAAGGUUGAUGCUGGAGUAUUGCCGAGAAUCCCGGGAGCUUACAUUAUUUUUUAUACUCUUUCUACUGCUUUAAUGUUUCACGCUGCAGUUUUUGAAGCGCACAAUAUUCGCUCAGGAUACUGGAAAUUCUUAUGGAGAUUAACUGGUGGCCAUUUUGAUGAUUUCAAUAGAAUAAUAGUUAGCCAAUGGUGUAAUACAGCUACGAAAAUGUUCCCUAACUUUAAUCCAAAUCUUGAUCCAAAAAUUUCACCACUUGCAAGAGAGAUGGCCAAAAGGAACAUGACUUGGCAAGAUUUAAAAACAGCAUUAUUAAAUGGUAAAACUUUCAAAAUAUAA
Messenger RNA from Dimorphilus gyrociliatus, 1538 nucleotides. Lineage: Eukaryota; Metazoa; Annelida; Polychaeta; Dinophilidae. The record is from the annotation of a GenBank genome assembly.